This is a messenger RNA of Racocetra persica, 368 nucleotides long. The record is from the annotation of a GenBank genome assembly. NCBI's taxonomy places the organism in Eukaryota, Fungi, Glomeromycota, Glomeromycetes, Diversisporales, Gigasporaceae.
AUGAAUUAAAAAAUGAGAAUAUCAAAAUCAAAACCGAAAAUACGAAGUUAAAGCAUGACAAAGAAGAAGUUGAAACUGAGAAUAUAAAGUUAAAACAGGAUUUAGAUAAAUUUAAAAAAGAACUAGAGUCUAAAAAAAGUCGUAAAUUUCAGGAAAAAUGUAUCCUAAUAGCUCAAGUAUUACUUGGGGAAAAGCUGAUAAUCGAGUAUCAAGUACAAGAGAAUCAGUAUCGGUUUCAUAUCACUAGCUGGUAUAAAGAUGUCAAAAAACUUGAGGAUGUUGUAAAUCGUGAUCAGCUAAAAAGAUACAUAUGUCAAGAUAACAGAAUUUUUCUCCUUGAAGUAUGGUACGAUGAAAAGCCAGAAAUU